GAUUUGCUAGUGUCGUGAAUAAAAAGAAAAGCAAAAUGUCACAACAGUCUAAUAUUUGUGAAAAAUUAUGCUCUAAUGAUCGAACAUUAAUAACACACAAAUUCAAUCAUACAGGUGAGAAACCAUAUCAUUGUGAUACCUGUGGUAAAUCAUACUCUCAAAAACAAUUACUAAUUAAACACAACCGCAAGCAUACAGGUGAGAAACCAUAUCAUUGUGAUACCUGUGAUAAAUCAUACUCUCAAAAACAAUUACUAAUUAAACACAACCGCAAGCACACAGGUGAGAAACCAUAUCAUUGUGAUACCUGUGAUAAAUCAUACUCUCAAAAACAAUUACUAAUUAAACACAACCGCAAGCACACAGGUGAGAAACCAUAUCAUUGUGAUACCUGUGAUAAAUCAUACUCUCAAAAACAAUUACUAAUUAAACACAACCGCAAGCACACAGGUGAGAAACCAUAUCAUUGUGAUACCUGUGAUAAAUCAUACUCUCAAAAACAAUUACUAAUUAAACACAACCGCAAGCAUACAGGUGAGAAACCAUAUCAUUGUGAUACCUGUGAUAAAUCAUACUCUCAAAAACAAUUACUAAUUAAACACAACCGCAAGCAUACAGGUGAGAAACCAUAUCAUUCUGACACCUGUGAUAAAUCAUUCUCUCAAGAACAAUUACUAAUUAAACACAACCGCAAGCAUACAGGUGAGAAGCCAUAUCAUUGUGACACCUGUGAUAAAUCAUUCUCUCAAGAACAAUUACUAAUUAAACACAACCGCAAGCAUACAGGUGAGAAGCCAUAUCAUUGUGACACCUGUGAUAAAUCAUUCUCUCAAGAACAAUUACUAAUUAAACACAACCGCAAGCAUACAGGUGAGAAACCAUAUCAUUCUGACACCUGUGAUAAAUCAUUCUCUCAAGAACAAUUACUAAUUAAACACAACCGCAAGCAUACAGGUGAGAAACCAUAUCAUUGUGACACCUGUGAUAAAUCAUUCUCUCAAGAACAAUUACUAAUUAAACACAACCGCAAGCAUACAGGUGAGAAACCAUAUCAUUCUGACACCUGUGAUAAAUCAUUCUCUCAAGAACAAUUACUAAUUAAACACAACCGCAAGCAUACAGGUGAGAAACCAUAUCAUUGUGACACCUGUGAUAAAUCAUUCUCUCAAGAACAAUUACUAAUUAAACACAACCGUAAGCAUACAGGUGAGAAACCAUAUCAUUGUGACACCUGUGAUAAAUCAUUCUCUCAAGAACAAUUACUAAUUAAACACAACCGUAAGCAUACAGGUGAGAAACCAUAUCAUUGUGACACCUGUGAUAAAUCAUUCUCUCAAGAAGAAUUACUAAUUAAACACAACCGUAAGCAUACAGGUGAGAAACCAUAUCAUUGUGACACCUGUGAUAAAUCAUUCUCACAAGAAGAAUUACUAAUUAAACACAACCGUAAGCAUACAGGUGAGAAACCAUAUCAUUGUGACACCUGUGAUAAAUCAUUCUCUCAAGAACAAUUACUAAUUAAACACAACCGUAAGCAUACAGGUGAGAAACCAUAUCAUUGUGACACCUGUGAUAAAUCAUUCUCUCAAGAACAAUUACUAAUUAAACACAACCGUAAGCAUACAGGUGAGAAACCAUAUCAUUGUGACACCUGUGAUAAAUCAUUCUCUCAAGAACAAUUACUAAUUAAACACAACCGUAAGCAUACAGGUGAGAAACCAUAUCAUUGUGACACCUGUGAUAAAUCAUUCUCUCAAGAACAAUUACUAAUUAAACACAACCGUAAGCAUACAGGUGAGAAACCAUAUCAUUGUGACACCUGUGAUAAAUCAUUCUCUCAAGAACAAUUACUAAUUAAACACAACCGUAAGCAUACAGGUGAGAAACCAUAUCAUUGUGACACCUGUGAUAAAUCAUUCUCUCAAGAACAAUUACUAAUUAAACACAACCGCAAGCAUACAGGUGAGAAACCAUAUCAUUCUGACACCUGUGAUAAAUCAUUCUCUCAAGAACAAUUACUAAUUAAACACAACCGUAAGCAUACAGGUGAGAAACCAUAUCAUUGUGACACCUGUGAUAAAUCAUUCUCUCAAGAACAAUUACUAAUUAAACACAACCGCAAGCAUACAGGUGAGAAACCAUAUCAUUCUGACACCUGUGAUAAAUCAUUCUCUCAAGAAGAAUUACUAAUUAAACACAACCGCAAGCAUACAGGUGAGAAACCAUAUCAUUGUGACACCUGUGAUAAAUCAUUCUCUCAAGAACAAUUACUAAUUAAACACAACCGCAAGCAUACAGGUGAGAAACCAUAUCAUUCUGACACCUGUGAUAAAUCAUUCUCUCAAGAAGAAUUACUAAUUAAACACAACCGUAAGCAUACAGGUGAGAAACCAUAUCAUUGUGACACCUGUGAUAAAUCAUUCUCUCAAGAACAAUUACUAAUUAAACACAACCGUAAGCAUACAGGUGAGAAACCAUAUCAUUGUGACACCUGUGAUAAAUCAUUCUCUCAAGAACAAUUACUAAUUAAACACAACCGUAAGCAUACAGGUGAGAAACCAUAUCAUUGUGACACCUGUGAUAAAUCAUUCUCUCAAGAACAAUUACUAAUUAAACACAACCGUAAGCAUACAGGUGAGAAACCAUAUCAUUGUGACACCUGUGAUAAAUCAUUCUCUCAAGAACAAUUACUAAUUAAACACAACCGUAAGCAUACAGGUGAGAAACCAUAUCAUUGUGACACCUGUGAUAAAUCAUUCUCUCAAGAACAAUUACUAAUUAAACACAACCGUAAGCAUACAGGUGAGAAACCAUAUCAUUGUGACACCUGUGAUAAAUCAUUCUCUCAAGAACAAUUACUAAUUAAACACAACUGCAAGCAUACAGGUGAGAAACCAUAUCAUUGUGACACCUGUGAUAAAUCAUUCUCUCAAGAACAAUUACUAAUUAAACACAACUGCAAGCAUACAGGUGAGAAACCAUAUGAUUGUGACACCUGUGGUAAAUCAUUCUCUCAAGAACAAUUACUAAUUAAACACAACCGCAAGCAUACAGGUGAGAAACCAUAUUAUUGUGAUACCUGUGAUAAAUCAUUCUCUCAAGAACAAUUACUAAUUAAACACAACCGUAAGCAUACAGGUGAGAAACCAUAUCAUUGUGAUACCUGUGAUAAAUCAUUCUCUCAAGAACAAUUACUAAUUAAACACAAUCGCAAGCAUACAGGUGAGAAACCAUAUCAUUGUGAUACCUGUGGUAAAUCAUUCUCUCAAAAUCAUUUCCUAAUUCUACACAAGCGCAGGCAUACAGGUGAGAAACCAUAUCGUUGUGACACCUGUAGUAAGUCAUUCACUAGUAUUCGAAGACUAAUUGAACACACCUGUAUUCCUACAUGUGAGAAACUAUAUAAUUGUGAUACCUGUGGUAAAUCAUUCUCUCAAAAGCAAUUACUAAUUAAACACAGGCAUAAACAUAAAGUUGAGAAGCCAUAUGAUUGUGACACCUGUGGCAAAUCAUUCUCUGGAAGCCAAGAGCUAAUUCAUCACAAGCAAAUUCAUACAGAGGGGAAACUAUAUUUUUGUAGUGUCUGUGGUGAACUGUUCUCUGGAGUUCAAGAAAUAGUUCAACACAGUCAAACUCAUACAGGAAAGACUGUGUAUUAUUGUGAUAUCUGUGGUAAAUCGUUCCCUCUAAUACAACAGCAAAUUAAACACACACAGCGUCAUAGAGUAAGGAAACCGUGUCAUUGUGAUAUAUGUGAUAUGUCAUUCUCCAGUGAUAGAAGUUUAAUUCGACACAUAGAAAAACUUGCAAGCGGGAAAGAAAAUUGCGAUAUCUGUGGUGAUUCAUUCUCUGGAAUUCAAGAACUAAUUCAACACAAACAAACUCAUACAGCAGAGGAACUACAUUGUGAUAUCUGUGGUGAUUCGUUCUCUGGAAUUCAAGAACUAAUUCAACACAAACAAACUCAUACAGCAGAGGAACUACAUUGCGAUAUCUGUGGUGAUUCGUUCUCUGGAAUUCAAGAACUAAUUCAACACAAACAAACUCAUACAGCAGAGGAACUACAUUGCGAUAUCUGUGGUGAUUCGUUCUCUGGAAUUCAAGAACUGAUUCAACACAAACAAACUCAUACAGCAGAGGAACUACAUUGUGAUAUCUGUGGUGAUUCGUUCUCUGGAAUUCAAGAACUAAUUCAACACAAACAAACUCAUACAGCAGAGGAACUACAUUGUGAUAUCUGUGGUGAUUCGUUCUCUGGAAUUCAAGAACUGAUUCAACACAAACAAACUCAUACAGCAGAGGAACUACAUUGUGAUAUCUGUGGUGAUUCGUUCUCUGGAAUUCAAGAACUGAUUCAACACAAACAAACUCAUACAGCAGAGGAACUACAUUGCGAUAUCUGUGGUGAUUCGUUCUCUGGAAUUCAAGAACUGAUUCAACACAAACAAACUCAUACAGCAGAGGAACUACAUUGUGAUAUCUGUGGUGAUUCGUUCUCUGGAAUUCAAGAACUAAUUCAACACAAACAAACUCAUACAGCAGAGGAACUACAUUGCGAUAUCUGUGGUGAUUCGUUCUCUGGAAUUCAAGAACUGAUUCAACACAAACAAACUCAUACAGCAGAGGAACUACAUUGUGAUAUCUGUGGUGAUUCGUUCUCUGGAAUUCAAGAACUGAUUCAACACAAACAAACUCAUACAGCAGAGGAACUACAUUGUGAUAUCUGUGGUGAUUCGUUCUCUGGAAUUCAAGAACUGAUUCAACACAAACAAACUCAUACAGCAGAGGAACUACAUUGUGAUAUCUGUGGUAAAUCGUUCUUUCUAAAGCAGCGAUUAAAUCAACACAAACAAACUCAUACAGCAGAGGAACUACAUUGUGAUAUCUGUGGUAAAUCGUUCUUUCUAAAGCAGCGAUUAAAUCAACACAAACAAACUCAUACAGCAGAGGAACUACAUUGUGAUAUCUGUGGUAAAUCGUUCUUUCUAAAGCAGCGAUUAAAUCAACACAAACAAACUCAUACAGCAGAGGAACUACAUUGUGAUAUCUGUGGUAAAUCGUUCUUUCUAAAGCGGCGAUUAAAUCAACACAAACAAGCUCAUACAGCAGAGAAACUAUAUCAGUGUGGUAUCUGUGGUGAAUCGUUUUUUCAAAGAGAGCAUCGUAUUCAACACAGACAACGUCAUAUACGUAUGAAUCCAUAUCGAUAUUGAUGCUAUAUCUGUGGUAAACCCUUCUCUAGAUAUCAACAACUGAUUUAUCACAACAGGAAACGAGAGAAUUGUCAUAUAUGAUAAAUCGUUCGAUAUCAUUAAAAAUUUUAAAUAUUUUUGUUGUUUUUGUAAAAUCUCAGAAAAUAAUUAAAAAAAUUAACAUUUUUUGUCAAA
Molecule: messenger RNA, 5387 nt
Organism: Octopus sinensis (East Asian common octopus)
Lineage: Eukaryota; Metazoa; Mollusca; Cephalopoda; Octopoda; Octopodidae
Product: zinc finger protein 850-like
Exons: 2
Coding region: 36-5213 (1725 amino acids)
Biological process (GO): regulation of transcription by RNA polymerase II
Molecular function (GO): RNA polymerase II cis-regulatory region sequence-specific DNA binding; DNA-binding transcription factor activity, RNA polymerase II-specific
Source: RefSeq, a predicted model, not a curated record